CCUGUGUCUCAGUCUCUUCUGAGACUCCCUAGAGAUCCUCCAUUACGUACGGCUUCCUUGACCAACCCCAGACAGUUGGAAGGAACCUCAUAACCCAGGAACUCCCUGUCAGCAGCUCUCUGCCCUCAGAGGACAGAAGAAGCUGAUACUCUGUGGUCUCUGAGGCUGAAAUAAUAGAGGCUGGAGCACCGAGACCCAGGAAAGCGUACCAUCCGGAGGCCCCUCCUAGAGAGGCACCCGUUUCACAACUCAAGCAAGCGGUUCCACUUCUGCAAGAGAAAAUAAUACUUCAAUUUCAUUCCUAGAGGAAAAAGGAAGAGCGGCAGAGCUGACGUGCUCUCUGACACAGUGCACGCCCGAACCACGGACGCGCUUGCCUGCCCAGGUCUUCCUCCAGCCCAGGUCCUGCCUGAUCACACAGCUGCAGAGUUAGUGCCAGGUGUACCCCGGAGCUGGAGGCACCAUAUCUUUCCCUUCAAGAGCGGUGCUCCCAAGAGCAAAGGCCUAUCUCCACAGCACCUGGAUUGACACCUGGCUCGAAGAAGACUCUGCAAGAGUUUGUUUGUUGCAUGCCUGCCAGAUUCAAGAAAGCCUGUCCUGUCUGCUCAUCUGUUCCUAUAAAGCAAGGACAAACUGUCUCCAAAUGGCCUGUGGACUAUCAGGCGCCACCCUGUAAGCUGGAUCUAUGGAGAGGCCCCUCACAGUCCUGCAGGUGAGCCUGUACCACCCUACACAGGGCCCGGUCGCCUUUGCCCACGUCCCACAGCAGCUGCAACAUGACGCCAGCCGGCUGUUGGUUGGGCGAGGACAGAACACCCAUCUCCAGCUGCAGCUGCCACAGUUGUCUCGCUACCAUUUGUCCCUGGAACCCUACCUGGAGAAAGGCAGCAGUCUGCUGGCCUUCUGCCUCAAGGUGCUGACCCGCAAGAGCUGUGUGUGGGUCAACGGGCUGCCACUGAGGUACCUGGAGCAGGUUCCCUUGGGCACCAUCAACAGAAUCUCCUUCUCUGGCAUCCAGAUGCUAGUCCGCAAAGAGGGGGGAGCCUCCCUUGAGACCUUUGUCUGCUACUUCCAUCUCAGCCCUUCACCCCUGAUUUACAGACCCAAGGCUCAGGAGACAGAUGAAUGAACCGGGAAAACUCUGUUAAGAAAGAGACUCCCCCUGUUUUGGGGGAGGCAACUCAUGAACUCUCGAGGUCUCUCCACAGCCCCUCCCAGUCUCAGACAGCUGCUUCCCUGCCAAGCCCGGAAGAAGCAAUAGAAACAAAGUUGCAGAAGGGGCCCUCAGACAAUGCACCCCACUAGCCCUGCUGCUUGAGAGCAAACCUGACAAAAAUAGGGUUUGAGAUGGUAGAGCUAUAUCCUGUGAGGUUGACACACAGAGUUCACAUGUAAAGCCUGCUGGCCGCCAUGUUCACAGGGAACUGAUUCUGUAAACUUUGAGCAGCCCAUGGGGUGGAGAAAUGCCCUCCGUAGCUCUGUGUAAUGGGAACUUCAUAUACGUUUAGAGGCCCCCAGGGGUUCUGGAAGCCUCUCCCAGCAUUCUGUGCCCCCCCCCAUUUCCUCCAUUGUCUGGCGAGGAGUUACUUUAUGUUCUUCUGCCGAAGGGCAGGAACAUGGGGUUGAAACAGGAAUGCAAGGACACAGGGAGAAAUUACGUUUGAGGUAGCUCCGGGUUCCCUUCAGUUUUCAAAUACCCACAGGCGCUCAGGGCUUAGGAAAGCCUGUGUUUAAUAAACUAAAAGUAUUUCAUUAUGCUGGCAUGCCCAGUAGGAUCCCCUGAGGCCCAGAUGGGCCACAUGUAUACCAUGUUGUCAUGUGGCUUUGGGGGCGGGAAACCUGGAUGAGGUGUGAGAGGAAAUUGGGAAGGUAGGUAGGCGUACGUUUCUGGGAAGGUUGCAAGUAGAACUCGGGGCUUUUGGUGGGGGUAAGGGGGGCUAGAAGCUAGGACUGUUUGGACAUUUCUUUUCCUCCUCCUCCUCUCUCUUCCUCCUCUCUGCCCUCUUCUUGUUCCCUCUCCUCUCCUCCCAUCCUCUAUCCCUUCUGGACCAGAGCCUUGGUUGGCCAGAGGUCAAAGGUCUAUGGUUUUCUAGAGAAGUGGGCUCUUUCAGAACUAAUUCUAUGGUUGGGAUGCAAGGUUGUAUAAGAAGUCAACCUAGCAGUUACCUCACUCAGAGUAAAUCAUAUGCCAGCAAGAAGGGGGAGCAGGGGACGAGGGGGGUACCUAUCCUUCCUGAACGGACAAUGGGGGUGAUGGUGGAUUGUUAAGGAGCUAAGUAGGCAAGGAUGGGAGAAUUUUCUCAGAAGGGAGCAGAAGGCUAGCAGGGGGGGGGGGUGUUUACUCAUGUGAGAGAAGGAGAGUCCCACAGACUCUGCUAAACACCAUACCACCAGAUCCUACACUAGAGUACCCCAAACACUCAGGGGACAGUGCUGCCAGCAGACUGAUCCAUAUCCUCAACACCUGGAACACCACUGCCAUAUACCACCCCGUACCCCUUUGUGCCCAAAUCCUAGGUCAUAUGAUCAUUACUGUUCCCCAGCUGAGCAUGUCUUCCCCAUAAGGAAACUAACACUAGACAAGAUACAUGCGGGCUUGGGAAGCCCCUCCUCCUACAGAAUACAGACUGUGUGCACUCAGCUCACAGACACAAGACGUGUGUCUACCUACCUGCGACAGUGCUGGCUAUACUGUGAGUGGCGUGUCCCCCUCCCCCCAAGACUCCCAAAGUACUUUCUCCCUCAUUUGUCAAUGAACUUGCACCAAGUGCCCACCUCACACCCAAUAUGUCCAAAGUCUCAGGAUCCAGGAAUAAACAAAGCCGGGAGAAUCUGCGUGCCAUCAGCUUGCCUGCCUCAGGAGGGAGAAGCGUUCGGGGACAGACAGCUUAAUUAUUUAUCAUGGCUGUUGCUAUCUUCCCUCUCCUCUGUUCACUUGGAGUUAAGCCCUAUCAUCGAGUGGGUCUGAUGUUAACACUUCUAUAUGUUCAUCCCUCUCCUGGUCGAGUCACAGUGUAAUAGGCCAUCGAGUGCUGGAGCCAGCUGUCACUGCCUAGUCACUCCUUGCAGUCCCCUAGAUAGACACUGGUCUCAAGCAUAGUCCACAGGUAAGGACAGUAAAAUUCAGAAGGUCAGUAGCCGGGGCCAUCUCAUCUGUGAGUUGGGUGACCUCAGGCAAGUGAGUUAGCCCACCGUGACCUAGAUGUCUCCCUCUGGAAAGCCAGGACGAUGAGUAUUCCAACCUGCAGGAACAGCAGAGAGUAUCUUAGGAAGUGGGACCUGGAAAACACCUAGUGCCAGAAGGAAUUAAAAAAAAAGGGGGGGGGGCUGCUAUCCUGAGACCAAAGACAGGGAAGCUAAAAUAUAUACUCCUUAAGCUUAUUACAAACUUGGAUCUUGGGGCGACUUGAACCCCAGUGAUCUGGCUCCAGAGCUCAAGGGCUUUCGACACUCUGUGACUCUCUAAGGAUUUUAUUUUCAUUUGGGGCCUGGAGGGAGGAAAAGGGUUUGGUUUUUGGUUUUUGGUUGUUUUGUUUUGUUUUGUUUUGUUUUUUUUGUUUUGUUUUGUUUUAGCUGCCUUUGUAUUAAAAGACCUGGGUUUGUAGAACAAGAGACAUUCCUGGCUCUGGAGAGUAGAAACUGCCGGUAGUUCAGGCUGAUGAGUUCUAAAGGAAGCACGGGUUUCCUGGAGGAUUCAAGUGCUGUCCAGUCUGCCUAUCACAGAGCAGCUGCCCACAGACAAAGCUUGAGAUGACACUCUUAGAGACAGUGUGUGGCCACCAAAGGCUGAAGGGACCAGGCUCUCUGGGUGCAGCUCCUGGCCCCUCUGAGAACUUGUAGAACUGACUACAGCUGCCGACUGCCUCUCUCCAUCCCUCUCCCCUCCAGGAGGGUACAACAACCCCGUCCCUGCUAAGGGCCCAUGAGCUAGAGUAGAGUACUUCCCCCAUGGAGACUGUGUGGUUGGAGGAUUUUGGGUGAAGUGUCUGUGCGGUCCUCACACUGAAGAACAAGCUGGAGGGUGACAGGCCAGACACAGGAAGGAGAAGAGCCAGGAAACAUCUGGCUUGUUUCACAAAGUCUCCUCAGGAGAAUUUCUUUCUCCUCCUCCUCUUCUUUCUCUUCCUUCUUUUUUUUUUUUUUUUUUUUUUUUAGACAGUCUCACUGUGUGGCUCAGAGCAGACUUGCACUCACUGUCCUGCAUCUACCCUCCCCAGUGAUUCAGUUACCAACCGCCCCUGGCUUGUGUCAAGUGCUCAAGAGAGGAAACUCUGCUAGACUCUGCUCCCCUUGAAAAGUGUAAGCCUCGAGCUGCCAGAUUCACGCCCCCUAUUCUACUCCUCUAUCCCUUGAAAUUUGCAGGUUGACUUCAAGACUCUGGUUUGGGGAUUUGACGUGGCUUCUCUUGCCUAUGCAGGGUCCCCUCUCACCAUCUCCUAACAAUGUCCUCGGCUUUCCCCCUCCCAGCAGUGCAGUCUGUGUGGCCACAGGCGUGACCACAUGGAAGCAAACAGAACAUACAGACACACAGACACUCAUAUGCACAAAACACCAGUAGCUUCAAGCUGGGCUCUGGUCAGCCUGUUGUCUGGGCUACAACUCACAUUGCUCACUCACCAUCCCAUGGUCUUUGGACCUGUGCUUCCUACAUGAGAGGCCCUGUAGAGGUAAACUGAAGCACUGCAUGUAAACGUGCCUGUGGCACACAGUAGGUGUUCAGGAGGGUCAGUGAGCAUUGGCCAGUUCAGUGGACCAAGUAAAGCACUUGUGGUCCUGUGGACUCGAUUGCCCAUAUACAUAUGCUGCAAACACACCUGCCAUAAGAUAAAUUAAUCCCUUCUGAUCAGGUGGACCGCAGAGCCCUCAGAUCUGGAGACGGACGAUGUCUGGAAAUUCAGAACUUCUGCCUUGCCCUGCCUUUUGAGGCUAUUUUAUCCUCACAGGCCUGGGCUUCAGUGACAUGUGAUUCUUCCCAGCCUGCCUGAGUCUCUGUAUCCUCUCAAGGCUGUUGCACUCCCAGUGGCCGUGAUGGGGCUGGCCAGAGGAUGUUAGGCCAAGAGUGAGAAUGAAGGUCUGAAGCAGACUUCACAAAGCAGGCAUCGGCAGUCAGAGUCCCACAAUGGAAGCAGCCCCUAAGGUCCAGGAGACCGGAGAGUAUGGGAGUUCGAAAGAUAGUUGUCCCUCCCUCUCCUGCUCAGUGGGCAGCCCAGGGCUUUGGAGAACUUGGCAGUGUUUCCUUUUUCUUCCUCCUUGAGCCUUUGUACCCCAACUUAAGUGGAACCCAGGUUUAGGGCAUUUAUAUGGUGACUGACUGUCAUGGAGAAGGGGAGACAGCUCCCUCUCACCAGCUCUUUCAGCCUCCAAUAAAGAGGGGCAAGGCCACAGGCAUGCCCAGGCGACCCUGAGAAGGGCCCUUAGCUGUGGCUGUCAGGAGUCAGUUGGCUAGCCCGGAACCAGGCCAGUUACCUGACAAAUAUCCUUUCCCUGGCCCCCUUUCUCGAGCAUGCACCAGCAAUACCCACCUUGCUCUGCAAGCUUGCCAGCUAUACACACCAGCCCUGCUUGAGACCAUAGAGCACCAGGAGACCACCCUGCCAGAGAUCUGGACAAGAUAGUUCUUAACCUGAAGGAAUACUUAUUGCUACACAAAGAAGCAACAGUCAAAUUUGCCAGCAGGGCAACAAGGGAGCACCACCAGGGCAUUGAGGGAGCACCACCAAGGCACUGAUGGAGCACCACCAGGGCACCCAGGGAGCAGUGGCUCCAUAAAUGUGGAAAGGAAGCCCUAGUUGAGGGGCUCAGUUUCAGUCCUCCUAGUGUCUGGUAGAGCUGAGGACACGGCCUGAGAAUCAUUUCUAUAACUACCCACUGCACAACCAGGUUGCCAUCCAUCAAGAGGUGUCACAAGCAAGCAAGCAAGCAAGCAAGCCUCAUUGAAUGUACAUCCUCUUCCCCCCACACCCCCAAACCAGCUGGGGCACCUGCCUCCUACUCCAUCCACUGGCUCCUGCUUCCCCUGCUCCUGCCCACGGCCUCUGGGUUGUAGUCACUCUCCACUGCCCCAGGUCAUCCAUCUAGCCAAGACUUGGGGGGAGGAGUUAAGUCCUAGGAGGAGAUGCUGAUUUUAAUGAACUUGGUUCACAUUGCAAGACUGAUUCCUCUUACCUUUAACGUGAACUCGCAGGCGGAUUAAAGUGAAAUAAAACCUAC
Molecule: messenger RNA, 6210 nt
Organism: Mus musculus (house mouse)
Lineage: Eukaryota; Metazoa; Chordata; Mammalia; Rodentia; Muridae
Gene: Tifab
Product: TRAF-interacting protein with forkhead-associated domain, family member B
Exons: 3
Coding region: 686-1129 (147 amino acids)
Biological process (GO): craniofacial suture morphogenesis; learned vocalization behavior; negative regulation of relaxation of muscle
Cellular component (GO): cytoplasm; cytosolic large ribosomal subunit
Molecular function (GO): deubiquitinase activator activity; ubiquitin-specific protease binding; ribonucleoprotein complex binding
Source: RefSeq, a predicted model, not a curated record